Molecule: messenger RNA, 1362 nt
Organism: Vigna angularis (adzuki bean)
Lineage: Eukaryota; Viridiplantae; Streptophyta; Magnoliopsida; Fabales; Fabaceae
Exons: 5
Coding region: 1-1350 (449 amino acids)
Biological process (GO): response to endoplasmic reticulum stress
Source: RefSeq, a predicted model, not a curated record
AUGAAGACAGGGAGAAGAACACAAACUUUUAGAAUCAGUGGGGCUGUGCCUUUUUAUCCAAAUUUAGUGGUCAAUUCUGUAGGUGGCAGAAAUUUGGAGAAGUAUCAGCUUGGUGGGGUUAUAUUUGGUUGCAAGAACAACACAAUGAAAGAAUGCCAAUCAAAACUAAUCUUCGGUUUACCAGCAAACCACUUUUCCUAUGUGAAGAACAUUGAUCCUGGCCUUCCUAUUUUUCUGUUCAACUAUAGUGACAGGAAGCUCCAUGGAAUUUUUGAGGCAUCUAGCAAAGGGAAAAUGUACAUUGACCCUUACGCAUGGAUUGAUGAUAAUUCAGAAUUGGAUAGAACACAAUAUCCUGCACAGGUGAAAGUUCGUGUGCGUCUUCAGUGCCAGCCACUAUCUGAAGAUAUAUUUGCACCAGUAAUUGCAGGCAACUACUACAGUAAUAACCAUUUCUGGUUUGAAUUAGACCAUAGACAAGCAAACAAACUUACUUCAUUACUAGCUUCUUUAGCAUUUGCAUCUGGUUGUAAUUUGAAGUGGAAAACUGUGUCUCCAUCUCUUCCAUCAAAAGAAGGUGAAGCAUUUGAAAUACAUGAGUCAGAGACACAACAUUUUACAAGAUCAAAUAAGAGAACAUAUUCCACUGAAGUUACUUCCUCUUUAGAUGGAGACAUCAGAUCAUUGGAUACUCAAGCAGUAGUGGAGGAGGUUAGUGAGAAUGAGUUCAACCUUGUAUAUGAGAAGCUAAAGAAAAUGGCUCUUGGUCAUGAAAGUCAAGACCUCUCACUGUCAGACAAUGUGAAUGACACUCCUGAUGAGAAUGAUGCAUGCACAGUGGAAAAUGAUGAGAAUGAGAAUGACACUCAUGAUGAGAAUGAUGUGUACAUUGUGGAAAAGGAAUGUCAUGAGGUGCCAGAAUGUUUAGAGAAGGAAGAAAAUUCAAGUACUCCAAUUGAGCAUAAAUACUCCAUUGACAAGUUGAUACAAGAAGUUGAAGAACUCAUGACUUUCAAGCAAAUGCAAAUACAAAACAAUUGUCACCUUGAGCAAAAGCUGAGGGAGGCAGAAUUGAAAAUUCAGCAUCUAAUGGAUCGUUCUAAAAUCUUAGAAUCAGCAUCUAGUCUUAUUCAGACACAUGUUGAGAAGACAGUUAUUCAGUCACAUGAUGAGCAACAUAUAGAUCCUGAAGAGACAUUAUUUGUAAAAGUGUUUUUUGAUGCAGAAUGGUGGUUAUCAACUAUUGAUUUAUAUUGGUCUUUCCAGCUUAUGAUCAAGUCUCUCUAUCCUAUGAACUCAACCUCAAUGACACAGCUAAACUGUGAGUUUCAUAUGUCUUUUUUCUUUUGAUGAAAAAGAACA